AUGAUGCUGAAGGUGAAAGAACCAAACUCAUCUACAAAGAGCGAGCCAAUGCUUGAUGACCAUGAUGUGAUCCGAGUAGGAGGUCGCCGGCUGAGUGAAUAUAGUGAUUGCAAUGCAAAGCCCAUCCUCCUUCCUAAAGAUCACCCUGUAGCAGCCCUAAUUGUCCAAGACUGGCGACCCUUAAACUAUCGCAUCCUAAGGAACUGCUUCAAUUGUCACCGGGUUAAUAGCAAACCACUAACACAUCGACAAGGUGAAUUGCCUUUGGAAAGAAUAUUAGCUGAUAGUCCACCUUUCACCCAAACUAGAGUAUACUACUUUGGACCAUUUAACAUGGCGUACAUAAAAAGAAAUAUAAAGCGUUUUGGAUGCGUCUUUACCUGCCUCAGUUCCAGAGCUGUACACCUUGAAUUACUGUAUUCCCUCGAUGCAGAUGAAUUUAUCAACGCCCUCAUGCUGUUGAUAAUGAGGCGGGGCAUUUCCAAAAAGAUCUUCUCUGACAGAAGAUCUAACUUUCAGAGAGCGAACCAGAACAUCCGUGCAAAAACACACAGCUGGAUCGAUGAUAGCAGGUUGCACACACUGUUCUGUGAAGUUGAAGCCACACUCAACAGUCGUCCAAUAACUGCUACAAUGGGUGACACCUCUGAUCCUGAGGCUCUUAUACCAGAUCAUAUACUUCGGCUAGGAAAAGGCUUCCGUUUACCAAUGGAUGACGUUUCUCAGGAACUCUGA
Penaeus monodon (black tiger shrimp) is the source of this 735-nucleotide messenger RNA. RefSeq lists its product as uncharacterized. Gene Ontology annotation, molecular function: nucleic acid binding. NCBI's taxonomy places the organism in Eukaryota, Metazoa, Arthropoda, Malacostraca, Decapoda, Penaeidae. The transcript is spliced from 5 exons. The record is from RefSeq and is a predicted model, not a curated record. The coding region runs from base 1 to 735 and encodes 244 amino acids.